Molecule: messenger RNA, 1433 nt
Organism: Rhagoletis zephyria (snowberry fruit fly)
Lineage: Eukaryota; Metazoa; Arthropoda; Insecta; Diptera; Tephritidae
Source: RefSeq, a predicted model, not a curated record
UUAAAAUUAAUGCGGAAACUCCGCGCUUGCGAAUGUGAAUGCGAAUAUUCGCAUCAACCCUGGUUCAUAUAUAGAUACGUACACAUAAAGUGUCUAAUAAUAAAAAGAUAUGGGAUUAUUGGCUCUGGAAAAGUAGUUAGAAUGUGAAAAUUAAUUAUGCAUCAUAAAUUUAUUCUUUGAAGAUCUCUGUUGUAUAUUGGAAAAUAUUUACAUAUUUUCUUCUACGACAACAUGCAUUGCGUAUGGACAACCUCAAAGAUCUAGGGGCACGGUUUAAUGUUAACCGAUUUCCAAAUUAAAAAAUACGAAAAACCCUCUUUACUAUUCUGCCUAUUCACGUUAAAAGCGUAAUUUCGACGAAAUAGAGAUUAAUCCUCCACAGUACUUAUUUAGUUGCAUACCCUACAGGGUGUAUUCGACCGUUCCACAUACAGACCUACUCAUGUACACAAAUACCUUUGCAUUCAGGUAGGUACAAAAACUAUUUUUUGAAAAGAAAAAUAAGGGCAGAAAUGAAUGGGCAAAUUAAAAAUUCGAGAGAUUAAACACAGCAUCCACCUUAGUCAUAUUCAUCACUGUCAGUCUAAAAUAAUCUGUCGAGGCUCAAAGUAGUGAACUGAAGUAUUUUCGUAUUUUAGAUUUCGACAUUUUGAAGUUAGUAAGGCGAAAAAAUGAGUCGGCGUGUUUCUUUUGUGUCAGAUAACCAUCAUAAAGAAAACAUGUAUAGCAACAUAUCGUCUGCUCGUGGCUCUGCGGUGAUAAUGCAUAGACUUUCCAUUUACAUUCCACAUUUAAUUUCUCCAAUGAAUGAGCCCAAAAAGCUUAUCGUUGAAAUCAACAGUCACGUGGCUUUAUUUCGUGAUAUGUUAACGCAAAUUGGUAUGUCGAAGGAUUGCCCUGAGAUGCGUGAAAAGAUACGAAAAUUGCGUCGCAACUGCGUCGAAGCUUGCAAGCAUACAGCGCGAAUAAUAUUGCCGCAAGUCAGAAGUUCGACGGCUGACGGUAUGCUGGCUGAUAAUCCGCACUUUGUCUUAUUGUUUUACUUAGCGAAGCUGUUUUUACGUGAGCUGCUAAAAAGUUACCGCCUGGUUCAAGUAGUGCCAAUGGAUAUGUCCGAUUACUACGAAAAUCGUGCUGGACCUUCAAAUCUGGGAAAUGUAAUGAGUAAAAUUUUGCUCUGCAAACAAAUAACACCCGACUUCAAUCAGGAAGAGUUGUAUAGUAUUACAAAGGACUCGCAAGAAAUCGCAAGGCUGCUUACUGAAAUGCAGGAAUACAUGCCACAGAAUAAAGCAUAUAUUGAACGUAAUGCCGCACUAGGCUCCAAUGGAUUGUGCCCUUUCAAGCGAAGGCGAAGUGCCAUUUACAAAAACAUCAGCUUACUCUGUUGCGUGUCAAGACCGAGUUACUUAUGAAGAAAAACAGGAUCGAAG